Messenger RNA from Juglans microcarpa x Juglans regia, 1904 nucleotides. Its product is annotated as 3-epi-6-deoxocathasterone 23-monooxygenase CYP90D1-like. Gene Ontology annotation, molecular function: heme binding; iron ion binding; oxidoreductase activity, acting on paired donors, with incorporation or reduction of molecular oxygen, NAD(P)H as one donor, and incorporation of one atom of oxygen. The transcript is spliced from 8 exons. The record is from RefSeq and is a predicted model, not a curated record. The coding region runs from base 189 to 1628 and encodes 479 amino acids. Gene Ontology annotation, biological process: sterol metabolic process; brassinosteroid biosynthetic process; multicellular organism development. NCBI's taxonomy places the organism in Eukaryota, Viridiplantae, Streptophyta, Magnoliopsida, Fagales, Juglandaceae.
UGCAAAUAUUCCAUGUUCUACAUUAGCUUGGCCCCAAUCUCUCUCUCUCUCUCUCCGCACGCGUGCGCAUGCACACUCGUUCUUUCAUCACGAAAAUGUUAGUCAUGGCUGCAGUAGUCACCAUGAUUAAGCAUACCUAAGGCAAAGCUUAGAGAGAGAGGGAGAGCGUGCAUGCGGGAAAUUUAUCCAUGAUGGACAUGAGUAUGUGGAUUGUGUUAGGGUCAGCAAUUUUCUUGUCUACCAUGAUUCUCUAUAGGAAAAAGUUUAGACUCAGAUCAUUACAGAGAAGCACACUUCCUUUAGGGACUCUUGGAUGGCCUUUUAUCGGGGAAACAAUUGAGUUUGUGUCUUUUGCUUACUCUGACCGCCCUGAGACAUUCAUGGAUAAACGUUGCCGCAUAUAUGGCAAGGUGUUUAAGUCACAUAUAUUUGGAAGCCCGACCAUUGUUUCGACGGAUGCAGAAGUGAGUAAAUUUGUUCUUCAAAGUGAUUCAAAGACUUUCGUGCCGUCUUACCCCAAAUCUCUCACGGAGUUGAUGGGGGAAUCUUCCAUUUUGCUCAUCAAUGGGAGCCUACAAAGGAAAAUCCAUGGACUUAUUGGAGCCUUCUUCAAGUCCCCACAUCUCAAGGCUCAAAUUACCAAAGAUAUGCACAAGUAUGUUCAGGAAUCGAUGGAAACUUGGAAAGAUGACCAUCCCAUAUACGUACAAGAUGAAGCCAAAAACAUUGCGUUUCAAGUACUAGUCAAGGCAUUGAUUAGUUUGGAUCCAGGUGAAGAAAUGGAGCUUCUAAAGAAACAGUUCCAAGAAUUCAUCUCUGGACUCAUGUCUUUACCCAUAAACAUUCCGGGAACUCAGCUAUAUCGAUCACUAAAGGCAAAGAAGAAAAUGGCUAAGUUGGUACAAAAUAUAAUCCAAGCUAGAAGAAGAAAUGGCAUCUCGGCCAGGGUUCCAAAAGAUGUGUUGGAUGUUUUACUCAAUGAUUCAAGCGAGCAAUUAACGGACGAUCUACUUGCAGAUAACAUGAUUGACAUGAUGAUUCCAGGAGAGGAUUCAGUGCCGGUUCUUAUGACUCUUGCAGUGAAAUACCUCUCGGAUUGCCCCUCUGCUCUGCAGCAAUUAACGGAGGAAAACUUGGAGCUGAAAAAACUCAAAGCUCAGCUUGGACAGCCUUUGUGUUGGAGUGAUUACUUAUCAUUGCCAUUUACACAAACCGUGAUUACGGAAACCUUAAGGAUGGGAAACAUUAUAAUUGGUGUGAUGCGAAAGGCAAUGAAAGACGUCGAGAUAAAAGGGUAUUUGAUACCAAAAGGAUGGUGUUUUUUCGCAUAUUUUAGAUCGAUUCAUCUGGAUGAAAAUCACUACGACUGGCCUUACAAGUUCAAUCCAUGGAGGUGGCAGGACAAAGACACGAGCACUACUUGUAACUAUUUCACUCCUUUUGGAGGUGGCCAAAGGCUGUGUCCGGGCCUUGACUUAGCCAGGCUGGAAGCUUCCAUCUUCCUGCACCACUUGGUCACUCGGUUCAGUUGGGAGGCUGAGGAAGAUACAGUUGUUAACUUCCCCACUGUAAGAAUGAAGAGGAGGAUGCCAAUAUGGGUCAAAACCAAAAGGAGAGGUGACCCUUAAUAAUCAGCAGCCAGCUGCUCUGGCCCCAGCGGAGAUAUAUAUAUUCGAAGUAAUCUCAGUACAACGAUGCAGCAAAGGCAUCGUGCAUGAAAACAGACAGAAAUGAAAGUGAUAAGGAGUUUGGUCUCAGUGCACACGUGUGGGGGGCAUCACAAGCUGACAUAUAUAUAUAUAUUCGUCCUGUUCCAUAGUCAUAAUUUGCACGUACAUAUAUAUAUCGACAUGAACAGAUCAAUCAAUACAAACUUUUGUAGGACCCAGCUAGUUAUUCACCGA